This is a messenger RNA of Ahaetulla prasina, 2206 nucleotides long. RefSeq names its product calpain-8-like. Gene Ontology annotation, molecular function: calcium ion binding; calcium-dependent cysteine-type endopeptidase activity. The coding region runs from base 1 to 2100 and encodes 699 amino acids. The transcript has 21 exons. The record is from RefSeq and is a predicted model, not a curated record. Gene Ontology annotation, biological process: proteolysis. Gene Ontology annotation, cellular component: cytoplasm. NCBI's taxonomy places the organism in Eukaryota, Metazoa, Chordata, Lepidosauria, Squamata, Colubridae.
AUGUCAGCCAUAGCCUUCAAACUGGCCAGGGAAAAGGCCAUCCUAGAUGGCCUAGGAUCCAGUGGAAAUAUUGUAAAAUACUUAAACCAGGAUUUUGAGGCCCUGAAAAGGCAAUGUUUGCACUCUGGGACUCUCUUCAAAGAUGAACAAUUUCCUGCUUGCCCCUCCUCUCUUGGCUAUAAAGAAUUGGGACUUUAUUCUUCCAAAACUCAGGGGAUUAUUUGGAAACGACCUCAGGAACUGGUCCCAAACCCCCAGUUCAUUGAGGGAGGAGCCACUCGCACAGAUAUUUGUCAGGGAGUUCUGGGAGACUGUUGGCUUUUGGCAGCUGUUGCAAGUCUCACCUUAAAUAAAGCCAUUUUAGAGUGGGUUGUUCCCAAUGAUCAGAGUUUCCAGAAGGACUAUGCUGGGAUAUUUCAUUUCAAGUUUUGGCAGUAUGGAGAAUGGUUGGAUGUUAUUGUUGAUGACCGGCUUCCCACAAAAAAUGGACAACUAGUCUACUUGCACUCAAAAGAACGCAAUGAGUUUUGGGGUGCUUUAUUGGAGAAAGCCUAUGCCAAAUUGAAUGGCUCUUAUGAGGCUUUGAUUGAGGGAACUUUGACAGAAGCUUUUGAAGAUUGUACUGGUGGGAUCUGUGAAUCGUAUCAUCAUAAUUCAGCUCCCCCUAAAUUGUAUCAAAUAAUCCAAAAAGCUUUGCAAGCUGGUUCAUUGUUGGGCUGCUUCAUUAAUACCAGUGAAAAAGUGCAAAAAACAAGUAAGCAGCUGUUUUCACGCCAUGCUUAUUCUGUUACUGGAGCAGAAGAGGUUACUUACCAUGGCCGGCUGGAAGAAUUAAUCAGGAUUAGAAAUCCAUGGGGUGAACUUGAAUGGACAGGAGCCUGGAGUGAUAAUGCCCCGGAAUGGAAGUAUAUUAAUCCUAAGCAAAGAAAUACUCUGCAUAGGCAAGCAAUUGAUGGAGAAUUUUGGAUGUCCUUCUCAGAUUUUAAAAAGCAAUUUACAAAUCUUGAGAUCUGCAACUUGUCUCCGGAUCCUCUGACCUGCAAUCAAACUCAUAAAUGGAACAUGAAACUAUUCCAUGGAACCUGGCAAAGUGGUUCUACAGCUGGUGGCUCCCCAGAUUAUCCAGCAACAUAUUGGACAAACCCACAGUUUAAAAUCAAAUUGGAAGAGGCAGAUGAUGAUCAGGAAGCAAGUGCAUGUGAGCCUUGUUGCACGAUGAUAGUAGGUUUGAUGCAGAAAAAUCGCAGACAACAGAAGAAGAAGGGGGAAGAUUGGCUCAACAUUGGCUACUCCAUUUAUCAGAUACCCAAAGAGUUAGAAAAUCAAGUUAAUGUUCAUCUAAGCAGAGAGUUCUUCUCAACAAAUAAACCUGUAGUUCAUUUUGACCGAGAGGUCUGCUUGCGUGAAGCAUCAAGUCGCUUCCACCUGCCACAGGGAGAAUAUCUUAUUGUGCCAUACACCUCUCAGCCUUUGCAAGAUGGAGACUUCUGCCUCAGGAUCUUCUCUGUGAAACAGAUUAAAGCUCAAGAAAUUGGGGACACUGCCACUGCUAAUCCAUAUGAGCCUCAAGUUACAGGCAAGGAUAUAGACAACGAAUUCAAAAGCCUGUUCCAAAAGCUUUCUGGGGAGGAUUGUGAACUGACUGCUGAUGAACUUCAGACCCUUUUGAAUAGAGUCAUAACAAAAAGAAUAGACAUUAAAAGUGAUGGAUUCAACAUAAACACCUGCAGGGAGAUGAUCAGUCUCUUAGAUAACGAUGGAACUGGUACCCUGGGACUUGUAGAAUUCAAGAUCCUUUGGAUGAAGAUUCAGAAAUAUCUGGAAAUCUAUAAAAAAGUAGAUGCAAACUGUUCUGGAACCAUAGAGGCACAUGAAAUGAGAAAUGCUCUCAAGGAAGCAGGUUUCACUCUCAGUAACAAAAUCCAGCAAAGUAUAAUUAUUCGUUAUGCCUGCAGCAAGCUGGCCAUUGAUUUUGAUGGCUUUGUGGCCUGUAUGAUUCGUCUAGAAUGUUUGUUCAAAAUGUUUCAGAUAUUAGAUAAGGAUAAGGAUGGAACAGUUCAGCUUUCUUUGACAGAGUGGUUGUGUUGUGCAUUGAUCUAAACCAUUAUUUUCAACAAUCUUUUGGAAACUGGACAAACUUAUCAUUCCAUCAAGAAGUUUCUGAGAAAAAGCUGAUUUCAUGACCCUCUAAAAAUAUGAGGAAUUA